AUGUGGGUGCUGGGAACUGAAAGAGAUCAGAGAGAAGGAGACCUCCAACUGCCAUGGGAGCAGAGGCGAGUGGGUUGGAAAUGGUACGGUCCCAUUCGAUCUUCAAGGCUCAGUUUUCUCACUGCUCGGGCAGUGCCUAGACCGGUCCCAGCUCUUACUGUUUACUCCACCCACACGCCCACCCACGCCAGGCAUGCCACCCUGGCAGUUAGCCCAGUUCCUCCUCCCGCCCACGCUGGUCUAUGUGCCGCUUCUGUGAGAUGCCCUGGCUGCUUGAGGAGGGUAACUCAAGUUCUCCCCAUGUGCGGGCGUCAGAGCCCUACGAAGCGAAUCGUGGGGGGCUCGGAGGCGCGGGACGGGGAGUGGCCCUGGCAGGUCAGCCUGAGACUCAACGGCACCCACCGCUGCGGGGGGUCCCUCAUCUCCCCACAGUGGGUGCUGACGGCAGCCCACUGCUUCAGACAGACCAAGGACCCUUCCCGGUUCUCAGUGCUACUUGGGACCCACAAGCAGCUGCACCCCAGCCCCCAUGCAGUCGUAGUCUCCGUGGGGAAGAUUAUCUGCAACCCCCGCUACGGGGGCAAAAUCUCCAGUGGGGAUAUUGCCCUGGUCCAGCUAGAGAGGCCCGUGAACCUCACUGACCGCAUCGUCCCCAUCUGCCUCCCCGCUGCCGAGGUCCAGUUCCUGCCAAAGACCAAGUGCUGGGUCACUGGCUGGGGGGAUGUCAAAGGUGGAGCAGGGAAAGGCAAAGCCCCGGAGACGCUGCAGAAGCUGGAGGUGCCCAUCAUCGCCCAGGCAUCGUGCGACGCCCUCUACUGCAGGGGCAAAGGGCAGAACAUCCAGGAGGACAUGCUGUGUGCCGGGUACACCAAAGGGGGCAAGGAUGCCUGCCAGGGUGACUCCGGUGGUCCGCUGGUGUGUAAAAUGGGACAGAGCUGGGUCCAGGCAGGCGUGGUGAGCUGGGGAGAAGGCUGUGCUCAGAAAAACCGCCCCGGCGUUUACAUCCGAGUCACCAGUUACCACGGCUGGCUCCAAGAGACCGUCCCAGACCUGGCGUUCGUCCAGGGCACCACGAAUGGAACAGCCCACAGCUCCGUGGCUAACAGGAACUACGAGAAAAAAUUAAAAGACGGCAGCUUCAAUCAUGCGCCCAUGGUGCUAGCCCACACCCUGCUUCUUGUGGCCUGUGCCCUACAGCUCAUCUGA
This is a messenger RNA of Caretta caretta (loggerhead turtle), 1206 nucleotides long. NCBI's taxonomy places the organism in Eukaryota, Metazoa, Chordata, Testudines, Cheloniidae. The record is from RefSeq and is a predicted model, not a curated record.